Molecule: messenger RNA, 246 nt
Organism: Colletotrichum orchidophilum
Lineage: Eukaryota; Fungi; Ascomycota; Sordariomycetes; Glomerellales; Glomerellaceae
Exons: 2
Source: RefSeq, a predicted model, not a curated record
CGGCCAAAAAAACGCGGCAAAACCAACUGCUCCGACGGCGGGGGCAAAACCAGAGGGUACAAUAGAGGCAUCUGCCACGCCCUAUACGAGACUGACCACGGGAUAAGAAUCAUCGACUACAACACUAAUUGCAAGAUGAGAGGAUACCCGGAUGGGAACUGCAGGGGUAAUGUGGUUACGGCUUUUAGUACGAGGCAGUGCCACUCGUUAAAGGGAGUUUGGUCUAUUCGGGUCGAAUGCACUUGA